Emiliania huxleyi CCMP1516 is the source of this 1499-nucleotide messenger RNA. RefSeq lists its product as hypothetical. Bases 54 to 1313 code for a protein of 419 amino acids. The record is from RefSeq and is a predicted model, not a curated record. NCBI's taxonomy places the organism in Eukaryota, Haptophyta, Isochrysidales, Noelaerhabdaceae. The transcript has 4 exons.
AAGGAGCACGCCGCGUCCCGUGCCCCCGAGUUCAUUUUAUUAAGGAGCACGCCAUGACGAUCGAGAUGGCGGGCUACAUCCGCAAGACGCACGCGGGCGGCGCGUACACGGAGGCUCGCUCGGUCAAGCGCUGGCUGCUCUCCGAUGGCUUCCAGGUGCGCUACAGCAAGUCGCCCAGCGGCACGCAGACGGGAAAGUUUGAUCUGCGAAACGUGGAGGAGCUGCGGAUGGUGUCGCGGGGCGACGCGCCGGGCGUGCGCGUCAAGGUGCGCGACCGCGGCAACAAGCUCCUCGAGAUCCACUUCCUCACCUCAGGGCCGCGCUGGAUCGAGUACUGGGCCUCGGCCGUCGCAGAGUCGGCGCUCGAUGACGAGCUCCGGCAGUGGCGCAGGGCGGAAAUGACGGCGCAGCUGGACAGCACGUACGCGGACCAGGCGGGUCUGAAGGCCAAGGGCGCCGGCACCACCGACGACCUCCUCUUCUCGCCGCGCGAGCGGGCCGGAGCCGCCGAAGCCUCGCAGCCGCCGCCUCGCGCCGUGGCGCCGCUGAACCACUCGACGGCCGAGUCGACGGCUUCGACGGCGGAGGGGGUGCCGGCGGCGGCGGACGGGGACGACGACGACGACGUCUUCAUCGUGACGGUGCCUCCCCUCUCGAAGCCCGGCGACAAGCUGCGAGCCACCGACCAGUACGGCUCGAGGAUGAUCCUUGUCGUGCCGCCCGGAGCCAGCCCGGGCACCACCCUCGAGUACGUCAAGCCCAAGGCAACCUCUGCGGGGGCGGCUACUCCUGCCUCCGCCCCCGCCGCCUCGUAUGCCGCCGGCGCGCCGUCGCCAAGCAGCGGCGGUGGCGCGGCGGCGAGCGGCGGCCCGUCCUACCGAAACAGCUCCGCCCCGCUGCUUGGCGACGACGACGAGGAGGGGCCGGCGGGCUGGCUGGGGAGUGUUCUGGCAAAGUGCUUGCCGCGCUGCUUGCCGGCCGACGGGGGCAGGGCGCGAAAGUACGAGGAUGCGAUGGCGCGGGGAGAGUACCAGACCGCUGCCGGACUGGCGAGUUCGGAGGAGGAGUCGCGCAGGGUUGGGCAGGCGAAGGACCAGACCGCGGCCUUCGUCGCCGCGAUCCGGAGCUACGACUGGGAGGCGGCCAAGCGGCUGGCCCGCUCACAGCAGGAGAAGGAGGACCUCGAGGACUCGAUCGUCCGUGUCAACUACCUCAACUUCUACAUCGACAGACACGAGACGGGGGCGGCGCUCGAGCUCGCGAUCACCGAGGCCGAGGUGGCGAGAAUCCACGCCGCGGCGGCCGCCUCCUAGGCCGCCGCACACGCGCUCGGCGAAUGCACCAGAGUCACCCACGUGGGCCGUGGCGGCACGAUCGUGUCUUGUCGCCCUUCUCGUGCUCAGCUCCCGGGAGGCUCGCGGGUCGGCGGCAGCCACAGCGCGGGUUUCGGCGUUGUGUGGGCCCGUUUAUAUCACCGCUCUUUAUACUCGUUUAUUCCC